Molecule: messenger RNA, 615 nt
Organism: Heterobasidion irregulare TC 32-1
Lineage: Eukaryota; Fungi; Basidiomycota; Agaricomycetes; Russulales; Bondarzewiaceae
Exons: 5
Coding region: 1-615 (204 amino acids)
Biological process (GO): phosphatidylcholine biosynthetic process
Molecular function (GO): S-adenosylmethionine-dependent methyltransferase activity
Source: RefSeq, a predicted model, not a curated record
AUGGCUUCCCUCCAAUCCCUCGUAGACACCUCGAAGGUCUCUCUGUACCUCUCGUUGGCUGCCAUCGCGUUCAAUCCCACCGCAUGGAACAUCGUCGCGCGUGAUGAGUAUAGGAACAAGACCCUCACGCGUCUUUUUGGAGGGAACGCGCGGAGGGCGUGCUAUUUCCUCGCGCUCUCCAUCUUUGUCGCCGGGAUGGUCCGUGACCACCUCUUUCAGCGCGCGCUCUUCGAACAGCCAACCGUCCCUCUCCUCCCCGCGCCCCUCUCGACCGUGCUGCCCGCCGCGCUUUUUGCGGUGGGUCAGACGCUCGUGCUGACUUCGACCUGGGCGCUCGGCAUCACGGGCACGUUCCUCGGGGACUAUUUUGGGAUCCUAAUGGAUCACCGCGUUGAAGGCUUCCCGUUUAACGUCCUCCGCGACCCGAUGUAUGUCGGCAGCACGAUGUGUUUUGCCGCAACAUCGUUGUGGUACGAAAGCCCUGCGGGCCUACUCAUUACGCUAUACGUAUACAUUGUGUACAUCAUCGCGCUCCGCUUUGAAGGGCCGUUCACCGACAUGAUCUACUCCAAGCGCGCGGCCUCCGCCUCUGACGGUUCCAAGAAAGAUAUUUGA